This is a messenger RNA of Bactrocera tryoni, 3434 nucleotides long. RefSeq names its product protein jim lovell (gene lov). Bases 1 to 3423 code for a protein of 1140 amino acids. Gene Ontology annotation, biological process: regulation of transcription by RNA polymerase II. The record is from RefSeq and is a predicted model, not a curated record. Gene Ontology annotation, molecular function: DNA binding; protein binding. Gene Ontology annotation, cellular component: nucleus. Lineage: Eukaryota; Metazoa; Arthropoda; Insecta; Diptera; Tephritidae. The transcript is spliced from 3 exons.
AUGUUAACGCAGCCACCGCACAUGGUGAAACGACGCAAACUGUCAUUGUCACAAGCGCAGAGCACAGCAACGCCAACCGCAACAGCAGUCACCACAACAACGGCCGCGUCCAUGGACAGCGCGGCAAUUGCAACCACAACGCCGCCGAACACACCGCCCACACCAGCGCCGCUCAACAUGAUGAUGACCACAGCACGUAAUCACAACACACAAAACAACACGAGCGACGGCAACGGCAGCGACAGUGCGAACAACGGCAAAGACUGCAACAUGGACAACACAACGUGUACUUUGAUAAGCGCCACCACAGCACCCACGCACACGACCACCGCCAUGGCCGGCGCCUUAUUGAGCAGCAGCCAGCACACAGCCGCCUCGAAUAGCGCCACAGCAGCUGCUGUUGCUGCCGCUGCGGUGGCAGCGGUGACAGCUGCAGGCGCCAAUGCAGCGCCAACAAACGCACUGGCUCCCAGUAAUGCCACCGUCAGCGCUGCAAGCAGCAAUGGCGUUGUGCCAGAUCACUACAGCCUGCGUUGGAACAACCAUCAAAAUCAUAUAUUGCGCGCUUUCGAUGCGCUACUACAGACCAAGACGCUGGUAGAUGUGACGCUGGUGUGCGCCGAGACGAGCAUACAUGCGCACAAAAUGGUGCUGUCGGCGUGUUCGCCCUUCUUUCAACGCGUCUUCGCCGAAACGCCGUGCAAGCAUCCCGUCAUUGUGCUGAAGGACUUUCAGGGUUGGGUGGUGCAAGCGAUCGUGGACUUUAUGUAUCGUGGCGAGAUCAGUGUGCCACAAGAACGACUGCAGACUUUGAUACAAGCAGGCGAAUCACUGCAGGUGCGCGGUUUGGUUGAAAGUUCGGUACCAGAGCAUACACCUACACCGGCAGCUUCGCCGGAUGAUUUUGGCAUGAUCGAUACGUCGUUGAUGUCGCCCGAACUGGAGCGUUGCUCGAGCUUCGACGAUGAAUCGCCGUCAAUGGUAACAGCUGGCUCGAAAGUUAUAUUGCCAUCGCGGCUAUUCGGUUCGUCUGCGCGUCGGGAGCGUGAACGUGAACGCAAACGUGAGCGCGCACUCGAACGCGAAUUGGAACGUGAAGCCGAAAGCGAUCAGGACCUGCCACUGGAUACGAGUAUCAACUCAGAUGUUUGCACGUCGCCUAUGCCAAGACGUAAACAGGCACGUCCGCGUCGUCGCUCCGGUGAUCUUUCACUCGAAAUGUUAAACGAAUCAGCUACAUCGGCACCGGUAGAAGAGUCGCCACGUAAACAACCCCUGCCUUUAACACUGGAUGAGAAGUUGGAGCAGGCUCAAGCAGAGCAGUUAGAGGCUUUGAAAACUGUGAUCAAAACUGAGCUGGCUGAACCGAUGGACGAGGACGAGGGUGCACGCCGCGAUGACAGCGGCAAUGGCAAUGACAGUCAAGUGAAUGACGAUUCGCACGAAAAGCCCUCGAACGCUUAUCAAUCCAGCGUAGAUCAACAGCAUAAUUCGCGCACGGAUGAGAUACUUUCGCCAGCUCCAUUGAAUGUGGCACACUCCAUGGAGGUCGAAGAGGAGGAACAAGAAGAUGAAAAUGAUGAUGAACAUGACAAUGAUCAUGAGGUAAUACCGGAUGCUGAAGACAUCGAAGAACUUAUCAACGCCACCAAUGAGCUGCGCCGCAAGUCCUUAUCAAAUCUCUCGGACGGUCCCGAAGAUCUCUGCACAACGAAAAAAGACCAAAAUGCCGUAAAUGGCAGUCACUCGGCCUCCGACGUCGACAGCAGUCCGAAUAAUAAUAACAACAAUAAUAAACUUAACAAUAAUAAUCGCAUUGUAUUGUCGCUCAAAGAUAUACGGCAACUGAAUAAGCCCUCAUCCUCCUCCACACCGAACUCAUCGAACAAUAUGCACCCUUUUGCGACGGCCAGCCUACGCGAUCUGCGACUGGAUCGUGCCGUCAGCACCGCAGCCGAAAAUCAAUGCAAAAUGGACGCUCUAGAAGCGCAAAUGCAUGCCGCCGCCGCAGCCGCCGCGGUAGCUGCAGCCAAUGGCGAGAAUCCAUUUCAACAUAUGGAACAUCAGAUGGAUCUGUCGCUGGCUGCCGCCGCAGCAGCCGCCGCUGUGUCACAUCAACAGUCACGCGAACGUGAUCAGGCACUACAACGGGAACAACGUGAAUUACAAGAGCAACACAAUGCCUAUGCGAACAGCAUACUUGGACAGAUGGGUAUGUCGGGCAUGCCGCCUUUCGGUGGACCCGGUGGUCCAGGUGGACCAGCACCACAUGAACGUUUGGAGGAGAGUAUGAAUCGGUUGAGCAAAGAAUUUGCGCCAAGUUCACCAAUGAGUCUGCCCACACACUUCAAUCCACCUGAUGGACCGCCACAUCCACCCUCGCCACUACCAUUUCCGGGUAUGUCUUCGGCGCUGACGUUAACGCCGCCGCACAUGUUCGGUUUGGACUCACCGCUCGGUCUCUUUCCACCAGGCAUUGACCCAGGCAAACUCUAUAACCCACUAAUGGAAAUGUCCGAUCCACGUGGCAUGCCCAGCGAUCAUCCGCCGCCCUUUCUCAAAGGCAAGAAAAUACCACGCCCAAAAGGACAACACUCUGCACCGCGCGGCGGUCCGCCACGUUCGUGGACGAAUUCCGAGCUCACCGAGGCACUGCAGCAUGUCUGGAACAAGAAAAUGACCACCUCACAGGCGUCGCGCAUUUUCGGCAUACCCUACAACUCGCUGUUGAUGUACGUGCGCGGCAAGUAUGGCAAAAGCCUGAAACUGGAACAGCUGCGCAAGGACUGUAUUAGCGGUCCACCGCUUGAAUUGCUGCAACUGGGACUGGGCGGCGGUUCGGGUGGCGGUAAGAAUAAAGAAGGCAAAGAUAAAUCAGCACAUCGCAACUCAGAGAACUCAACGAAAAAUAAUAACGAACUCGACUUGGGCAUACCGCUGCCGGGUAUGGUGCCUGGCGGUAAUGGACCAAGCGGGCCGCGCAGCGCCAGUUCUGAACCCGAUUUGAUUGGCGGACCCAAUUCGCUCUUCGGUCCAUUUCCCGGCGCUUUCUAUCCCGACUUCCCCGGCGGCUUUCCUGGCCUGCCACUAAGCAUGCUCAAUCUACUCCCACCCACGGAUCGUCAUCAGCCACACGGCGCUGGCAUGACGGCACUACAUCAUCUCGGCAUGGAUGAGGACUGCAAAUCGGAUCGUUCAAAACAAUCCUCUUCGCUGGGUGAUGACGAUUUUGCUGCGAACGCCGCAGCAUUAGCCGCCGGCGUACAACCGCUCGCGCUCAAUCGCAACGAAAACGAACGACGCAGCGCCAAUGACAUACUCGCAAAUGCCGGCGCGAUAGGCGCGCCACAACCACCACCACCGCCGCCCAUGAGCGCUGCCGUCGGCGGCGGUGGCCAGCAAAACGGCGGUAUGCAAGAUUGAAAUUUCUGGCG